UAGGAAAGAUACCGACCUCUUAUGUAUGCUAUGAUUUCAGUUAUUUGGUAUUUGAGUAUAAACGUUAGAAUCUUUGCAAACCAUCAUCUUUUUAAGCAAUUGUUAUGGCCUUGUAUGAUAGAACUUGCUAAGUGUCACAACCAAAUGCUAAGGUGCAUCCUAGCAAUCUACAUGGUUGCCGUUAGGCACUUUCUCCUUUGUAAUUCUUUUGCUGUAUUUGUGCCAUGUUUAUUUACAGGUACUGGUUAUAUGCUGCUGUUUGCUAUAAGUGUUUGUUGGUGACAAAUGAUGAAAUGAGGGACCACUUGUUUCAGUUGCUAGGGACUUCCUUUUUUCCAAGAUGGAAGGAAAAGCAUCAGGUCCGACUCUCAGUAUCGCGAUCUGGAAUUGCUUUGCAGAUGCCUCCUCCCUACUCAAUUGUUAUUCAGGAGUCAGAAAAUGGUAGUUGGCAUGUUCCGACAACCACAAAUGAUGAUCUUGAGACCCCAAGGCAGUGGUUAUGUGCCACCCGACCCAUCAAAUCAUGAUUCAUGGCUAUGUUCAACAGGGAUGGGUUACAUCCAACGUAUGUUGGCACGCAUUCUUGCAUGAACGAGCAUGUGUACGAGGAAUGAAUCAAUAGAUUCAUAAUAUUCAUUUCUACUGUGCUGUAUUUUUCAAAUAGUAAUCAUACCUCAUGGAAUAAAGGAGUCAUUUUUCAACUUACCAUUUUCUUCUGUGAAAGUUAUAGCUUCCCCUGUGUAAUAGUUGGGAAAUGAGAAAAUAGUUUGUUCAAUGAAUCAAUGAGCAGCCAACCAUCAGAUUUUGUUUGUUUUCCA
Messenger RNA from Populus euphratica (Euphrates poplar), 818 nucleotides. Its product is annotated as proteinaceous RNase P 1, chloroplastic/mitochondrial-like. Gene Ontology annotation, biological process: tRNA 5'-leader removal. Gene Ontology annotation, molecular function: protein binding; ribonuclease P activity. The record is from RefSeq and is a predicted model, not a curated record. The coding region runs from base 225 to 527 and encodes 100 amino acids. NCBI's taxonomy places the organism in Eukaryota, Viridiplantae, Streptophyta, Magnoliopsida, Malpighiales, Salicaceae. The transcript is spliced from 3 exons.